ACUGUUUCUUUUGGGGUUGUUCAGGCUUGUUCUUUUAUUGCUCGUAAUUCUCUACUUCUUUGCAACCGGAGGUUUUUAGUCUAGAAGAGUGAUGUCCAAAAAGCAGAAGUGGCAGGAAAAUCUGUUUGUUUACCCCAAAGCUGCUAAAUCAAAUCAGAGGAAGAAGGGGAAGGAUAAAGUCCACCCACCACAACAGACAGCAGAAAACCAAACCUCUAGCAGCAGCAGCAGUUGCAGUGGUGGUGCUAAAAAAACUUGCACUUCUGGAAGUAGUUUCACCAGCAGCAUUAACAGACGAGGCAGCAUCACUUCUAGUAAUAAUAGUAACAAUAAAGUUUCCAUCAGCGACAAUGCUAGUACGAGCAGUGCCACUGAUGGCAGCAGCAGAAAUGGCAGUACUAAACGGGCCACCAAAAAAGACAGAACAACUAGCAUGUUGAGCACGGUGGAGGAGGUCUCAUUGCUUUCAUCGGAGAAAGAGCUGGAGGAGGAGUCACUCAAUGGUGGAGUUGGGGUUCCUUCCAGCAGUGGUAAUGCUUCUUCACUCAAUACCAGUCUUGGCUCCUGUCUCACUUCGUCACUCGAUCAGCUCUCGAGCUGCUCCGGCAUAGACGGUACUAAGAGUCGAUUGGGCACUGAAAGCGGCUAUUCCUCUCUGGAGAAGACAAGUCCUCGUGUUGCAGAUGAACAAGCACACACUGACUCCAGGUGUGACUGUGAUUCUGUUUGUUCACCUGCCUCACAUCCUUGUAUGAUUCCUACCUUAAAGUCCCUUAGCCCCUGCCCCUUUCCUCCACCAACCAAUCACAGUUCACAGGGGGCAUGUGAGGGUGAUCCUAAAGAUUCCAAUGGGAAGAGACAAUCUCACACAUCCAUGACACAGACACACACACUCAGACAUGAAACACAUCAAGCACUCAGCCCAAGAAGAAAAGUACACCGGCUGUUUGGAAGUCGGAAGAGGAGAUCUCAGGAUGCUGAUCAACAGGAGGGUUCAUUUCUAGAUAACGAGCUUCCCCCAUCAACCUUCACUUCCUCGUCUUCUGCACAAAAUGACCAUAAGACAACUGUCAGUACAUCUCAGGAUUCCUCUCCUAAUGAUGACAUUCCUGAUCACUCGCGACCCUUCACGUCAUGCAGCCUCCGUUCCAAAUCGCUGGAAAGCAGACAUCUUGAUCCCACACCCACACCUGACCUCCUUAAUUUCAAAAAGGGAUGGAUGUCUAGAUUGGGAGAAGACGGAAAGUGGAGGAAAAAUUGGUUUGUUCUUACUGACCAGACUCUGAGAUUCUACCGUGACUCUAUAGCAGAAGAGGCAGCUGAUGUGGAUGGUGAGAUCAAUUUGUCUACUUGUUACGAUGUUACAGAUUACCCUGUACAAAGAAACUAUGGCUUUCAGAUUCACACAAAGGAUGGGGUCUUCACCCUCUGUGCAAUGACUUAUGGGAUACGACGGAACUGGGUCCAGGCAGUAAUGAAAAAUGUUCAUCUCAGCACUGCUCCUGAUGUCACAUGGAAAAAUCCUACUAUCAAAUCCAGUUCUAUUCCUCAAAAGGUGCCAUUGACUAGUGCACAUGCUCGUACAGGCUCCUCCCAAUACAAUACAGUUCCGCAGGAAGAGGAGAAAAGGAGUCGCAUCCUUGAGCGCCGGAGAGAGGGACGUUACAGAACCUUUGAUUGGGCAGAAUUAAGUUGUAAACCGCACAAGGAGGAGUUGUCAAAUGAUCUGUCAGGAAGACAAUGGAACUAUAAAAGUGAGCGCUCAGUGCCUCCUGCCCCUGCAUCAUCCCCUGAAGAGCCGAUCAUACGUUCUGUCUCUGAGGCAUCAGAGAGCGAAUAUCUUCAGAAGACUAUACUCUCUCAGGGGCGAAGCUUGAACAUCAUGUCCGCUGAUAUACCAUCACACUUAUCACUUAUGACAGUGUCAGGUCGCACCUCCCCAGAAUCAAUCAGCCCAGACAGCUUAGAAGUUGAUGCAGGGACAGUACGUGUCCACUGUGACAGCCCUGGUGAACUACUCAAAGCUAAACCCAAAGAAGAAAAGCAGGUUGAUCGCUCCACUUCUCCAUUGCCAGUCACCUUUUCUUCAUCCUCAACCCAGACAGAAUGGCAGUGGGAUGUGGAGCUUCAGAGCCUGCGCAGAGAGUUGAAGGCUGAGCAUGAGAGGAAUCAGUCUCAAGAAAGGGAGUUACGACAUAGUGAGGCCCAACUACAAGCUGAGCUUAACGAUAGCCAGGGAUUUCUUCAGAGGGCAGAAUUAAGGAUUCAAGAGGCAGAAACUUUUCUGAAGGAGCGCGAGGAGGUGCUGGAGAGUCUGCAUGGACGGUUAGAGGAGGUAACGGGCCGUCUAAAAGCAACCGAAGAAGCGCAAGCCUUAAAGGAGGUCCGGCUACAGAGGCACCUGCGCCUCCUGCAAGAGAGCCAGGAACGAGAAAGGAGGAGCUUCAGUGACAGCCUCGAUCAAUCGGAACAGCGAUCGAAGGAACUAGAGGAGCGUUUAAGGCAGAAAGAUGCUGAGCUGCAGAAGAAGCAAACAGGUGAAGUUAAUGAUGACCUUGUACGAAGGUGCCAGGAGCUACAAAACCAGCUGGAGGAGUCCGACAGUGAGGUCGGUCGUCUGCAGGCACGCCUCCAAACUGAAGAGACUCUUUAUUACGACAUGGAGCAUGAUUAUGAAAGAGCUUGUGAGGAAAUUCAGAGUUUGCGAGGUGCUCUGCUGGACUGUGAGAGAGUAAGUGAGGAGCGCUUCCAAACCCAGCUGGUGCAGCAACAGCAAGAGCUGCUCAGGAAGGAACGUGAACUCCAGGAAAUGCUUGUUAAGAUGGCAGUCUUGGGCAGUAGUCUAGAGGAGACUGAAUUAAGGCUCAAGGAAGCCCAAACCCAUCCUUAUGAAACUAGUGUUCCAUGUGAGACACUGAUUGAGCCACAACAACACAGACAGAAAGGGAAAAAAGAUUUGGAAAAACAACCUCCUACUCAGGGAGAUGAGUCACACAGAGUGAUCUCUGUGAUCCAGGCACUAGAGCGCAAGUUGUGUGACACCGAAGAGCGUCUCCGGGAGCUUACCGUGCAUCUUCAACAACAACAACUUAACACUGGACCACACGCACUCAGUGAUUCUUGGUGCUCCCACAGAUCCCUCUAUAAUCCAGAAGGUCGACUCUCCAUGGAUGCUCUGCCGAGUUUUACUGGAGCUUUGCAUAGCCUGCAGGGAACCACUUUAGACAGAACUUCGGACCAAGCUAAUAUCUCCCUUUAUGAUGAUGGAAGUCCAGGGAGAAGUCAAGCUCUGGACAUGGCCAGCAGAGUGUUGUCGCUGGAGGCACUGGUUGUCCAAAGGAUUGCCUCUGCACUUGAGAAUCCCAGUACAAAGUUGCUUAAUAGAUUGUCAGAGGUGCAUAUCCAAGUACUUAGGAUGGCUAAAGGAGGCAGUCAUAAUGGGGCUGUGAAACCUAGUUACCCUCAGAUCUUCUUGGAUCCUCUCGAGCAAGAUCUGUUAGAAAAUACGCUGAGUGAAAAUGUGAUCCAUAGACUGUGUGUAAGAGCAGAGAUGGCAUACCUCCUACAUAGUCUGUGUACUCAUCCCUCAAAGGAACAACAGGGAUUUAAGCCCUUUUAUGUGUUGCCUUGGCCAGUAUCAGACAGUUCCUCGUCUGGAACCAAAAUGGAAAAUGGUUCCAAGCAGGGGUCCAAACUUGCUGACAUUAGCCCACCAGAACUUGCACCUUACAGUGAACAGAUGGAGGACGAGCUGGCGACCGAUCUACUCCUUGAGGACUCUGAGGUAUUGCUUGCUUGCAGAAAGAGUCUGGUGGUAGAGCUCCGAGCUCAGGCCAAGUCACUGCACAACCUCUCAACACAGCUACAGUCUGAGGAUAGAGAGGCUGACCUUCCUGGUGAAACUCCUACAGCCAUCCUAAGGGCUGCAAUGUGUCAGGCCACUUUGGCAUACAUGGCUUGUCGUCUGCGUUCGGCCCUGCAGCAAGAGAUGAAAACCCUACGCAAGCAGAGAGAGCAGACUCAGUGUGAGUGUCGUGCCAUGUGUCGUAGUAUGGAGACUCUUUUCCAGGAACAGACAGAGUGUUAUGAAGAGAGGCUGCGUGAGGAGCAUAUUGUUGUCAAAAAGGCAGAACAGGAACGUGUUUCAGCUGAGACCAAUGCUCAAUUGAGGACGGAAGAAGCAGAAAGAUUGCAGGUGGAGUUUGAUGAGAAGCUGCAUGUGCUCCAGAAAAUCCAUGAGGAGGAGAUGAGCCGUCUUCAUGAAUACUACAUUCAGAACUUGUCAAAGCCAAAAGCUGCAACCCCUUCAGAACUAGACGACAGUGACAAUACUGAUCAGGUUUCUGUGUCUUCUCUGCAAGACCGAAUCAGAGAGCUUGAGACUGAGGUCACUUGUUUAAGGGCAGACCUCAGCAACCAGGAUGUCAAAGCCUUCCAGCUUGACCUGGAAACCAUCAAGGCCACAUAUGAGCAUGGUUUCAGCAUUAUGGAAGACAGCCAUCAGCGAGUGAUUGAGGAGAUGCAGAGGCAGCAUCAGAGAGAGGUGGAAAGGCUGACAGAGGAAAGAGAAAGAGUUCUGCAGGAAGAGACGAACGCCACCAUUGCAGCCAUUGAGGCCAUGAGGAAAGCUCAUAAAGAGGAAAUGGACAAGACUCAGAAAGCCCUGCAAAAUGGAGCCAAUGUGGACAUCCGCCAGCUUCGUGCACAAUAUAAUGAGGAGCUAGAAACGUUGCACAGGGAGCUGGAGGUGUUGUCAGAGCAGUAUUCUCAGAAAUGUUUGGAAAAUACUAAUUUGACCCGGACUAUAGAAACAGAAAGAGAGGCAUUGAGUUCAACACACAGAGAGAACCAGGAGCUUCGCACUCACAACCAGGAAUUAAAUGAGUGUUUGGCUGCUGAAUUAUCCCUGAUGCAUUCACGCAUGAAUGGGGAGGUGAAGCACUCCCAGUCUUCUCAGGAGAAAGACAUGUAUCAGUUGGAGGUAAAUCUCAGAGUGAAGGAAUCAGAGAUUAAGUGUCUGAAACAGGAGAUCAACUCACUUAAAUUGGAACUGCUGGCAGGAAAUAUGCAUUUUAAAGAGCUAGACUCUGAGUUGAGCCAUUUAGAAGUCAAAACUCAAAGUGACUUCACUGAACUGAGAAUGGUGCCAGCUAGACAGCAGUGUUUAAAAUAUGAUCUGAUGAAAUCCAGAAGCAACCCAGACUUCGUGAAGGACUGUUCAACACUCACACAGAAGGCAAGAUCCAAGAGUAUUAAGGAUGGACUCACUGUUCUGGAGAGGAUGAAGCUCUUUGAAUUAACUAGCACGCAAAAGAUCUGAGAGAGAGAAGGAGUGUGUGUGUGUGUGUGUGUGUGUGAGAGAGAGAGAGAGAGGGGCAUUUUAGUGUAUUAUGUGGGUUAAAUUAUUAAAUUGUAUAUCUUUAUUACACAAUGAAUUAUAACUAUACCUUUAGUCACGGGUGCGUGUGUACAUCAGUCAUUUUAAUUUUUGUUUUGUUACUACUUUAGACAUAACAAAUUUUUGAUAUGAGGAUGUCUCUCUAAAUCUUAAACUGUUUGUUUAUAUUUACAUGUUUAUGCCCGAUUGAGCAUCGGUUUGAUUUUCUUUCUCUAAUUAUAAAUAAAGUCAAGUUUUCCUGUCUUGAA
This is a messenger RNA of Rhinichthys klamathensis goyatoka, 5646 nucleotides long. RefSeq names its product cingulin. Gene Ontology annotation, biological process: actin filament organization. NCBI's taxonomy places the organism in Eukaryota, Metazoa, Chordata, Actinopteri, Cypriniformes, Leuciscidae. Gene Ontology annotation, molecular function: actin filament binding. Gene Ontology annotation, cellular component: actin cytoskeleton. The transcript is spliced from 22 exons. The record is from RefSeq and is a predicted model, not a curated record. The coding region runs from base 92 to 5320 and encodes 1742 amino acids.